Molecule: messenger RNA, 767 nt
Organism: Cladocopium goreaui
Lineage: Eukaryota; Dinophyceae; Suessiales; Symbiodiniaceae
Source: the annotation of a GenBank genome assembly
AUGAUGCGAGAUGAGAGGGGCCCUCCUUCCAUGCUGGGCCAUGCCUCUGCCUUCCUGGCGACGAAGUCAUCGAACUCUGCGGUGCAAAGCAGUUGUUGGUACCUGGAUUGGCCCUCGCAGUGGACGGAUUUCUACGAACACGCCGCUGAUGAAGGUCCGCUGCAGAACCAGUCCAACAGGAGGCUGCUGGGUGGUGAAGCCGCGCUGUGGACGGAGCGGAUGGAUUUCACCAACGUUCUGUGCCGUGCCUGGCCGCGGGGCUUCGCUGUAGCAGAGCGGCUCUGGUCCGACACCAAGCCUGGCGCCAUUGCGUCGGAGCAGAGAGACCCCCAGGUGGACCGACGUUUGGAGCUCCAGAGCGAACGCUUUCAACGGUUGCAUCGCUUGAACUUGAGACCCCUGAGGCCAGGCGGGACUGCGCCGCUCGAGGUCCUUCAGAGCGACUUGAAGAACGUGGACAGGACCUGUCCACUACUGGAGAGCCAGGCUAUCCAACGGGAUGAACCACCCGGGAAGGUCCCAGUUGACGAAGAGUCGGUCACCCCGGGCACCGAAACGCCGAAACGUCUCGUCAAUGCCAAGCAAACUCUGAGCAAUGUGAACAAGGACUUGCGGCAAAGCUGGAGUCGUGGAGAAGGGACCCUGAACUUUGCCUCAUUUGGGCCACCUUUUGUACCUCAUCGCCCUUGAGCUUGGCUGAUGGCAUUGCAUUAGCGAAGACACGCAGGUCUGCACAGGAGGCAUUGCAGCUGCUGACUGGUAAAGGC